ACUCAGCUGAAAGGUUAGUACCACUUUAUCUUCCAAAAUGCUCAAUGAAUCAAUCAAAAGUGGAUGAAAUGUUGACUCAUUGUAUCACCCACCAAGUUUAUCAGUUUACUUGUAAGUAUAGAAGCAGGUAUAUCAAACAAACAGAAAGAUGGUUAUUUACCGGGAUUCUCGAUCAUGUACCGUGGAAUUCAAUAUUUAGGGUUGAUGAUUCUUUUACCAGUGCAAUAGCUCACCACAUAAUGGAUACAGAACAUCAAGUAAGCACUUUAGAAACCUUGAAAAUUGGCAAUAGACAGAUAUUAAGUUCGUUGGUACUCGCAGGAACCAUAAUCAUGAAGCAAAUGAGACAGCUUGUGAGUUCAAAAGAAAAUAAAAGUCACCUUCUCAAUACUUCUUUCAGACUCUUUCAAAAUGUGAUUUUCUCUCCUCUUUAACCUUAUUCAUCCUCACACUACUGUUUAUCACUAAUUCGAUUCUUUCCGUUUCACUAACCGCAUUGCUAUUAUACUUGACUUAUCUUACUGAUUAACCGAAUUUGUUUAUAUAGCUUUUCAUAUAAUCGUGCAUCCGCUUCGUAUGAUACCUGAGUUUCCCUCAUCUAGUCCAGAACAUUCAUAGGUGUAUGACCACUUUGGUUGAG
This is a messenger RNA of Heterobilharzia americana, 640 nucleotides long. The record is from the annotation of a GenBank genome assembly. NCBI's taxonomy places the organism in Eukaryota, Metazoa, Platyhelminthes, Trematoda, Strigeidida, Schistosomatidae.